Messenger RNA from Vicia villosa (hairy vetch), 1716 nucleotides. RefSeq lists its product as uncharacterized. The record is from RefSeq and is a predicted model, not a curated record. NCBI's taxonomy places the organism in Eukaryota, Viridiplantae, Streptophyta, Magnoliopsida, Fabales, Fabaceae. Bases 1 to 1716 code for a protein of 571 amino acids. The transcript is spliced from 3 exons.
AUGCUUCCAAAUUAUAACUCUAACACUAUCGUUCUUAUUCCUAAGAACAAUGAGCCUAACACCCUUAACCAUUAUAGGCCUAUUACCCUUGCCAAUUUUAAAUUCAAAAUCAUAUCUAAAAUUAUUACUGACAGAUUAGCAUCUAUUCUUCCUUGCUUGAUUUCCAAUGAACAAAAAGGAUUUAUCUUGGGAAGAAAUAUCAAAGAUAGUAUUUGUUUAACCUUUGAGGCCAUAAACAUCCUUGGAAACAAGAGCUACAGUGGGAAUGUAGCUCUGAAAAUUGAUAAAUCCAAGGCUUUUGAUACUUUAAGCUGGGAUUUUCUUCUUAAGACUCUUAACUGUUUUGGUUUUAGUAGUAAGUUCUGUAAUUGGAUCUCAACUUUGCUGAGUUUAGCCAAUCAUUCCAUUGGGGUUAAUGGCAAGCAGGCUGGAUUCUUUAAAUGCUCUAAUGGAGUGAGACAAGGAGAUCCAUUGUCUCCUCUUCUUUUCUUCCUGGCCGAAGAGGAAUAUGCUUUAAAUUUUGGUCAAAUCUACAACAAAUCCAAAUCCCUCAUAUAUGCUGGUGGAAUGACAUAUGAGAGACAUAAGUCCUUGGCAGACAUGCUGGGAUUUUCUAUGGCUAAUCCCCCCUUUGUUUAUCUUGGGGCUCCUAUCUUUGUAGGAAGACCUAAAGCUAACUACUUCUUUUUUAUUGCAGAUAAGAUCAAGGUGAGACUGGCACAUUGGAAGGCUUCAUCUACAGUCAAACAAAUCAGCAAAUGGAUGAGGAAUUUUUUGUGGAGUGGAAAUUUGGAGCAAAGGAAAAUUGUCACUGUUGCUUGGAAGGAGUGCUGCCAAAGUAUGAAGGAGGGAGGUAUUGGCAUCAAAUCUUUGUACUCUUACAAUCAGGCCACUAAUUUUCACUUGUGCUGGAGUUUUGUGAAAGGAAACCAGAGUUGGAACUCUCUUCUUGCUUCAAGGAUUAAAAGGAAGAAAAAGAUCAUUUCUUACCACAUAAAGUCCUAUAUAUGGACAAGUAUUAAGGACUACUAUGAGACAGUUUUAGAGAAUUCCAAAUGGAUUAUUGGAGAUGGCUCUAAGAUAAACUUUUGGCUGGACACCUGGUUAGAUGAGCCUAUAGCUGCAAAGUUUAAAAUUCCAGUGGAUCUUCAUAAACAUAUAAAGGUGAAGGUUAAAGACUGGUUGGUAGGCAAGGAUUGGUGCAUUCCAAACAAUAUUCUGACUGCAUAUCCUAAUCUCUUGCACUUGAUAUCUAAAAUUAUAAUCCCUGAUAUGGAUAUUGAUGAUUGUAUCAUUUGGAGAGAGACUAGUGAUGGUGACUUGAGCUUGAAGCAAGCUUAUGGUAGAUACGAAAAGAGGAAUCAGGUUGUGCCUUGGGCUAACUUCGUAUGGAAUAAACAUGUGCCUCCAGUUUAUGCUAUUGUGGUUUGGAAAGUGCUUUGCAAUAGGCUGCCAACAGACGAUAAUUUCACAAUUAGAGGUUUCUAUGGCCCUUCCAUUUGCUCUUUGUGUGGUGCUAAUUCUGAUUCCUUACAGCACAUUUUCUUUGACAAUAGCUUUGUUAUCCCAAUAUGGAAAUGGCUUUUGGACAAAUUGCAAUUUGCUGGGGCUGUUUGCAACAUAAAAGAUUGCUUGGAUCUGAUGCAAAUUAACAGGUCGCCACAAGCAAAGGCGGUGAUGUUGUCUACUGUUUGUAGUUUGUUCUAUCAUGUUUAG